GAGCAGGUGCCGGACAUGGCGGGUCGGAGCGAGCCCCGCGCCUCCGCCUCGGCCGCCGCCGCCCCCGCGCCCGCGCCCGGCCUCCUGCCGCCGCUGCUGCUGCUGCUCUGCGCCGCCGCGCUCAUCCCUCGAGGUGGCGGACAGAACCUGGUUACAGAGGAUGUGACGGUAGUGGAGGGAGACGUGGCCACCAUCAGCUGUCGAGUCAAAAACAGCGAUGACUCAGUGAUUCAGCUGCUGAAUCCCAACAGACAGACCAUUUACUUCCGAGACUUCAGGCCGUUGAAGGACAGCAGGUUUCAGUUAGUGAAUUUCUCCAACAGUGAACUCCGAGUGUCAUUGACAAAUGUCUCCGUUUCUGAUGAAGGAAGAUACUUCUGCCAGCUCUACACUGAUCCUCCCCAGGAAAUUUAUACUACUAUUACAGUGCUUGUCCCGCCACGCAAUUUGAUAAUUGAUAUCCAGAAAGAAAUUGCCGUCGAAGGAGAAGAGAUUGAAUUGAACUGCACUGCCAUGGCCAGCAGACCAGCCACCACGAUCAGAUGGUUCAAAGGGAACAAGGAGCUAAGGGGCAAGUCUGAAGUGGAGCAGUGGUCUGAUAUGUAUACAGUGACCAGUCAACUUCUGUUGAGAGUGGGACGGGAGGAUGACGGCGUCCCUGUCAUCUGUCUGGUGGAUCACCCUGCUGUCAAGGAUUUGCAGACCCAGCGCUACCUAGAAGUCAUGUAUAAGCCUGAAGUGCGGGUUUCGAAGAAUUACCCGGUGCAAGGCCUAACAAGAGAAGGGGAGCCCCUCGAACUGUCCUGUUCCGUUUUUGGAAAACCACAGCCUACGGACAUGAGAUGGUUAAGAGUAGAUGAUGAGAUGCCUCAACACGUUGUACUGUCUGGUACAAACCUUCUCAUUAGUAACCUAAACAAAACAGAUAAUGGUACAUACCGCUGUGAGGCUUCAAACGUGGUGGGGAAAUCAUAUGAGGAUUACAUGCUGUUUGUAUACGAUCCCCCUACAACUCUCCCUCCUCCCACAACAACCACCACCACCACCACCACCACCAUCCCUACCACCAUCGCAGACACAACGGCGACGACAGAACCGGCAGUUCACGGCUUUACUCAGUUGCCAAAUUCGGCAGAGGAGCUGGACUAUGGGGAUCUCUCAGAUUCUCGAGCAGGUGAGGAAGGGUCGAUAAGGACCGUGGACCACGCAGUGAUCGGCGGAGUCGUCGCCGUGGUGGUGUUCGCAAUGCUCUGCCUGCUCAUCAUAUUAGGGCGAUACUUUGCGAGACAUAAAGGUACAUACUUCACUCAUGAAGCCAAAGGAGCAGACGAUGCAGCCGACGCAGACACAGCGAUAAUCAAUGCAGAAGGAGGACAGAACAACUCCGAAGAAAAGAAAGAGUACUUCAUCUAGAUCAGCCUUGGUUCCAAUGAGGUGUCCAACCGUGGACAGUUACUGGCCCAAUUUAGAUGAUAAAGAGACAGUGAUGUUGAAAGUUGCGACCAGCUUGUGUCUUUUUCUUUUUCCUUUUUUUGUUUUUCUUUUUUAAACGAAUGGGUGGAGAGAUGCGAGACUACGAGGGUCCGGGAUUUGCUGUGUAAAAAUGUUCUUUGUAAAGUACACUCUGCUGUUCGACACCUCAGCUUGUUUGGGUUUUAUUUUUUGGCCAAGUCCAGCUUGGAUUUAGUUUAGUUAAGUCAUUUGCAGAAAAUUCUGUGCCUUGUUUUUUUUGUUCGUUUGGGUUUUGGUUUUCUGGGAGGGGGAGCGGGGGGCCGGGGUCUGUGUGUGUGUUCGUUUCUUCUUUUUUUUCCCCCUUCCUAUUCUCUUUUUGGAAUUGCCUGCUGGGAACCCUUGGAAUAGGUUUAUUUUUUCAAGUCUUUAUUUUUUUUUCCCCCUUUUGUUUUAUCUCUACUCUUUUUUCCGUUCAGAUCUCGAUCUCAUCAGAGGAGAACCAGCACACUUAAGAUUUCAUCGUUUGCAAUUCAUUGUAUCCAUAACCCAUUCUUCUCUGUUGUCGUAAAGGUUUGGAUGAGCAAGCGCUGGGGACGGUUUGUGGCUGCCCAUGUUUCAAAUGCUUUAUGUGGUGGAGACUAGAAAAUAGGCUGUGACUCAGAAAAUGUACUCCGGUAGCUGUGGAGAGACAUUACUGCACAGGGUUAUCUGCAAGUGAGGCAUGUCACUACGUGAUUGAAUCUGUCUUUAAUUCUGUGUCUGUAGACUGCUCUCGGUGUAGGGAUCCUCGCGCUGUCUGGACAGGUUCGGGGCAUGAAGGGAUCCUCUUCCUUGUUGCCCUGAACAAACCUGACAGAUGAGGGCUGUUCCUUUUAUGCAAGUGGACAAAUUUGAGUGGCCACAGGAGGGAAAGAGAGAGUGGGGGGGGAGGUAUUUCUGCUCUGAUUAUUUCUCUUCCAAACAGUCCUGUCAAGCGUCCCCAGUCGGCUUUACUUCUCCUUAAUUUGUCGGAAAAAGAGGGACAAAAAAAACAAAAAAAAAAGUCUUUGCGGUGUGCAAAGGGCUGUAAACGAGCAGUUUUUAUUUUCUUCUUCCUCCUCGCCUUUGUGCUUGGUUAGGGAAGGCGGCUGGCUGCGGUCUGCAUGCGCUCGGUAUUGCAGAGCUUUGUCCUGCUGCGAGAUCCAACAAGAGGCUGUGUGAAACUUUCAUUCGUUCAGAUUUGGACUCGACAAAGGCAGGAGGGACAAAAGAAGGGCCGGGAUUGUUUUCAUGCUGGCCUGCCCUGCCCUGUGUCUCCGUUCGGCAAAGGUCAGAGGAGAGGUGCAAAGAACAGUAUGUGGGCUCUUUCACGUACUUAAUCAAAACUCAAAUGCUGAAUGGGGUUUUUUUUUUUCUCUCUUUACCUUUCAUACCCUAGCCUUGGCCUCGUUCCUCAGCCUCAAGAGCCAUCUGCCAACAAAUUACUGAUCCUUGCAUGAUGGCAGUCGUGAUGCACAGCUACUAAAAAUAAGUUACCUUGAAAAUGUUUUAGGUUCGAAGCCCUGGGAGACGUUGGAAAAAUAAAACGGAUUUAUUUAUUUUUUCUUCCUCCUGGCAGGGGAAAUGUAGGAAUUUGCAUUCGAGAUUGCAGGGGAAAUUGGGUAGAAACCAGGAGGUGAGGAAAGUCUUUUGAGUUUCGGAGCGGGGAUGGAGCUGCAGACAGGCCCUGAUAAGAAGCUGGCAUUAAAGCAGGCGGUACGGAGGGGAGGCCACUGACUGAGUCAUCUUGGAUUUUAAGAGAUGCUAAUUUUUUUUUUAUGCUUUACAUAGAAAUUUGACACUGAUUUAAGCGGGAAAAAUUGCGCCUAAGUGUCAGCAAUUGGGGGAUUUUUAGGAAGCAUUUUUUUUUUUAAGCUGUGUGAAUUUUCCUUUUUAAUUUUUGGCAGCGCUUUUCAUAGGCCAGCAUGAAAAAGGGAAAAAAAAGAAAAAAAAAAAAAAAAAGCCCUCUUAAGCAGUAUUCUGUCUUUUCCCCUCCUUCAAAAACCCUUUAGAAAAAAGGGAGAGUCACAAAAAAGGACCGUUUUUCAAGAAAAUGUUGUCAAGUACAGCUCUUUUCUGAGCCUUACAUCCAAGGAUGAGAAGCAGUUAGCUUGUCAUGGAAAGGUUUUUGGGGGGCUUUUUACACGCGGAUCACAGAAUUGGCAUACUGUUUUUGAACAGCCCAUCUUUCUGUUUUGAAAGUGUACAGUAGUGCAGUGUUACCGAUGUAACUUUGACUUAAAAUGUUGACAUGUCUCAGGUUCAUGUGUUUUGAUUGGUGUUUUCCGUCUCAGGUAGAUUGCAAAAUUUUGGCCCCACACAUUGGACGAGAACAAAACAAAACGAAACCCAGGAAAUUACGGAUUUUAGUUGUAUAUUGGUUUAUGUAUUUUUUCCUUCAGUAUACAGUGCACUGUUUGAAAUGUAUUGUUGAGUAUUACUUUGUACAGGUUUAGAUCAUAAGGGUUCUUUUUUUAAGAGUGAAGAAAGAACAAACUUGUUUUUAAAGGAAUAGUAAAAAAAAUGAAGGACGUGUCACUGAUGCCAAAUAAGCUUGUUCUUGACUCACACACCAUUUUUAUUUUUUCCCCUUAGGCCAGUUCUGUUUUUAAGGUGUCCAUGGACAAUGUUACAGUGUAAGAAAAUACAUAUCCAUAUGUUCCCAUUCACAUUUUGUAUUGGUUCAUGUAUACCAUUUUUACAAAGAAAAAGAAGUACUAUAAAAUAUCUGUCUUCUUAAUAAAAAAGGUUAAUGUUACAAAACUA
Molecule: messenger RNA, 4236 nt
Organism: Alligator mississippiensis (American alligator)
Lineage: Eukaryota; Metazoa; Chordata; Crocodylia; Alligatoridae
Gene: CADM1
Product: cell adhesion molecule 1
Exons: 12
Coding region: 16-1413 (465 amino acids)
Biological process (GO): cell recognition; detection of stimulus; susceptibility to natural killer cell mediated cytotoxicity
Cellular component (GO): neuron projection; plasma membrane; synapse
Molecular function (GO): signaling receptor binding
Source: RefSeq, a predicted model, not a curated record